CAGUCAAAUCAGCAUGGCUUCCGAUGCCCCCGCCGAAAUAACUUCGAUACUCCAAUCCGCACAUAUCAAGCGCAACCCCUCGCCGCGGCAUGACAUCAAUCCCUCAACAGCAGCUUCGGAAAAGCAGCCUGUGCGGUUAACUUCCUCCCAUGAUAUCGAUGAAACGUCCGAUGCUGCCGAAGAUGAGAUUCCGAUCAGUGUGCUAGACCCUAUCCCGCGGAGGAAUACCAUGCCGCCGUUGCCAGAUCUUCGAUUCGAACAAAGCUAUCUGAAGAGUAUAGAACGCGCGGAAGACUGGAAGGGUGUACUGUGGAUCACGCUGGUAGACCAGGUGGUAAUGUGCUUUGCUCAAGGUGUGGUGUGGACCUUAGUUCUCAGUGGCUGGCGACACUGGAAUCGGACAGCCAAGUUCAGUGGCAGAGGCGUUGGCGCUAGGAUACGGAGGUGGUGGUGGGGUGUCAAUAACUGGAAGAUACCUGGAGAGGGCGCAUCGAAACCGAAGAACAUGGCACCGAUAAGGCGGGUAUAA
Messenger RNA from Periconia digitata, 529 nucleotides. NCBI's taxonomy places the organism in Eukaryota, Fungi, Ascomycota, Dothideomycetes, Pleosporales, Periconiaceae. The record is from the annotation of a GenBank genome assembly.